This is a messenger RNA of Gallus gallus (chicken), 1033 nucleotides long. Its product is annotated as aldehyde dehydrogenase family 3 member B1-like. The transcript has a single exon. Lineage: Eukaryota; Metazoa; Chordata; Aves; Galliformes; Phasianidae. Gene Ontology annotation, molecular function: aldehyde dehydrogenase (NAD+) activity. Gene Ontology annotation, biological process: aldehyde metabolic process. The record is from RefSeq and is a predicted model, not a curated record. The coding region runs from base 186 to 653 and encodes 155 amino acids. Gene Ontology annotation, cellular component: cytoplasm.
CAGGGAGGAGAUCACCAGGCUGCUGGAGAACAAGUUUGACUACAUCUUCACUGGUGCGUCCUGUGGGGAGGCACAACUGUGCUUUGGUUCCACCUUCAAGGCAAGGGGACACAAAAGGACACGGUCAAACUCAGCUUACACUGCAACCCCUGCCCACAGGCAGCCCCUCAGUGGGCAGGAUUGCGAUGACGGCUGCUGCCAAGCACCUGACACCGGUGAUGCUGGAGCUGGGGGGCAAGAACCCCUGCUACAUAUCCGACACCUGUGAUGUGCAGAACGUGGCCCUGUGGGUGGUCUGGGGACAUUUCAUCAACACGGGGCAGACCUGCAUUGCACCCGACUACGUCCUGUGCAGCGUGGAGAUGCAGGAGAAGUUGAUGCCUGCUCUGCAUGAGGCCACCACAGAGUUCUAUGGCUCUGAGCUCCACAAUUCCCCUGACUUUGCCUGCACCGUGAGGGACAAACAGUUCAAGUGCGUGCAGGCACUGCUGAGCAGCGGGCGUGUGGCCAUCAGGGGAGAGGCAGAUGAGAAGGAAUGCUACAUUCGUGAGAGCACAGCAAGCAUGGGGUGGGUGCCUUGCUGGAUCCGGUGCGGGAUGACCUGUCUGUGCUCCUGUAGUCCCUACAGUGCCGGUGGACGUCCAAGAGGAUGACCCAGUGAUGUGGAGGGAGAUCUUUGGCCCUGUGUUGUCCAUCUUGAUGGUGACCAGCGAGGAGGAUGCCACCACCUUCAUCAAUGCCUGAGAAUGGCUGCUGACAGACACUCUAUGUCUUCUCCUCCAGCACGAAGGUGGGCAGCUACCUCCACGUCUCAGCGCCCACAGGGACAAUGUGGGGUGACUGCUGGCUGCUCACAGCUCACAUUCCCUGACCCAAGGUGGGGGACGACCAAGGGCAAUGAUGUUAUCACGCACAUGAUGCUGACUUCACUGCCUUUUGGUGGCAUCAGUAUGUCCAUCUGUCUUUCCAUCUGCCUCUCUGUCCAUCUGUCCAUCUGUCCACCCACCUGUCUAUCUGCCGGACCAUCCAUCCA